AAACCUCAAAGGCUCAAAGGUAGUCCAAUAGUCCAAUACGUAACUGCGUAUUUGAGUAGAUGACGUCCAGCUGGCUAGACGUGUUCUGAUAUACGCAACCUGUGACAAAAACUGAAGAAGUAUUUAAGAUUUGGUUCCAGAUACGUAAAUGUCCCUGCAACCAACUUCAUCGGAUGAAGAAGAACAAUCUUUUGCUCGAGGAGCAAAAAAAGAACAUCGAAAAUACUCUGCUUUAUCGAGCAGGAGCUGGAGGACCAAGAGUUUCCAAAAGAGGGCAGAUUUUGAAUCCAAGAUUUCUUUUUCAACAUAUACAAUAAAUCCGUUGUGGUGCCCCAACCUUAUGGAAGUCAACAACAGUGAUACAAUGGAUAAUGGAGUCCCUACCAAUUUGUCCCACUCAGCCAAGCACCCACAAACUGAUACGGACACAGACAGUCCACUUCACUCUGCUGUCCAGCAUGGUCAUCUGGAUCUGAUUCGUCUGCUAAUUGAACAAGGGGUCGACGUGGAUACCCGGGCCACGUUUCGUGAACAGACGCCAGUGCACAUGGCAGCAAAACUUGGGAAAUUCGAGUGUCUGAAGCUGUUGGCAAGUUAUGGUGGAAGUUUGACAUCCUUGGACGGCACCGAGAAGGGAUUUGCGCCGAUACAUUUAGCAAUUUUAACGGGCAACGACGCAAUUGCCCUGUGGCUCCUUGAAAAUGGGGUGUCAGUGAAUACGGAAAGUAGGGCAGGAAUAAGUCCGCUGUUCUGUGCUAUACGAUGCCGCAAUACCCAGCUGGUUAAAGUCCUUAUAGAAAAAGGCGCCGAUGUCAAUGCAAAAAUUGUGAAUAUGGAUGGCAUUACGCCAUUGCAUUCUGCAGUGUUGGUUAAAGAUGUGGAUAUUUUUAAAAUCUUACUCGAGAAUGGAGCGGAUUUCACAGCUUUCUGCAACUUCCGUAACCAGACAGUAAUUCACUCAGCAGCAGCAGCUGGUAACUUAGAAAUGUUCCUUACAAUGGUUCGAUAUAAUGCUGAUAUGUCUGUACAGACAAAUAAUGAAAAAGGGGAUAGACCAAUUCACUUGGCUGCCAGUAUGGGCCAUGUCUCUAUCGUAGAAUGGUUAAUAGAGAAUGGGAUAUCAAUGGAAAUUACAAAUAAAGAGGGACAUACACCUUUACAUAGGGCUGCUUUUCGUGGGAAAAUCCGUGUCGUAAAAUUGUUAUUAAAGAAGGGCGCGGAUGUGAAUAUUCGCACUAAAAACAAGGAACGCAAUACAGCACUACAUCUGUCUGUGAUUGGUGGACAUGCGCAGUUAGUAAAGUUGUUCCUUCAAAUGGGAGCGGAGAUUGAUGCUGAAGAUGGAACUGAUAAUAUGUACACUGCGAUGCACUACGCAGCACAAAGAAAUGGGUUGCUUUGUCUGAUCGAGCUGCAACGUUCUGGAGGCAACAUAUAUAUGAAUGUAGAUUCUAAGAAUGGCGAGGCGCUCAUAAUUACAGCCGCAAAAUAUGAUUCUGUGGACGUAGCGGAAUGGUUACUGGACAGGGGAAUCCAUUUAGAUAUUCGGGGAAAGGGAGGACGGACUCCUCUUCAUUAUGCCGCAUGUAAUGACAGUCCAAUGGUAACCAUAUUACUCCUUGACAGAGGAGCUGACGUCCAUUCACAAGACGAUGAACUCAGGACACCCCUCUUCUGUGCAGUACUUAAACGGCAUGCCGAAACAGCAGGGCUACUGCUAUACGAAGGAGCCGAUGCAUACACCGAAAACAUUGAUCAUUUAAACGCUUUUGACUGUGCAGCCAUGGUAGGAGGAUUACGAUGUUUGAAGGUACUGUUGAUUGGGAACACUGUGAAGUCCGGUGGAAACAAGUAUGGAGAUUUUCCAAUUCAUUUCGCAGCUGCGUACGGGCAUCUGGACGUUGUUGACUGGUUAAUUGACCGUGGAUCAGCGGUGGAUAUCCGUAAUAACAUGGGAAGUACACCACUGAUCAAUGCUUCAUGGGGUGGGCAUUGUAAUGUGGCCAGAAUGCUUCUCGACAGAGGUGCAGAUGUCAACGCUACAGUCGAAAAAGCAGAUAACAGAUCAGUUAUUCACUCUGCAUCAUUCUCUGGGAAUGCACAGCUGGUUGAACUUCUGUUAGAGAAAGGCGCUACUGUCAAUGCACGUACCAGCACAAAUAAUCGUACACCGCUUCACUGGGCGGCUCAAGAAGGUCACCUGGAUAUAGUCAGGCUACUUAUUAAGCACGGAGCAGAUGCCACUGCCCAAGAUAUUUAUGGACUGACUGCAGAGGGUGUUGCUUUUUCUAAAGGCCGUGCCGAAGUCGUGUCCUUCUUCUCAUCUCUGAACCAGUGACACUCUUUAACUUCAGGAGAAAUAAUACAACCUAUUAAAAGUUUCAUAUAAAUUAUUUCUCCGAAAUUUAUUUAGUCAGUCCCGAUCUUGGAAAUUAAUGAGUUUUCUGUCUACCUGUACGUGUUCAUUGUUCUUUUCAAGUUAACUUAGAAAGGGAUGCUCUUUAUAAUAAUACUAAAUUAUUAAGUUUAUAUCACUGAUAAUGCCAUAUGUCACAGAUCUGCAAUGACUGCGGUCAGGUUAUAAAACCAUAUAUAUUGUAACGUGUCUGGAAUCCAGAAGUCACUUCUAUGGAA
This is a messenger RNA of Cryptotermes secundus, 2634 nucleotides long. RefSeq names its product ankyrin-3. The coding region runs from base 149 to 2338 and encodes 729 amino acids. The record is from RefSeq and is a predicted model, not a curated record. Gene Ontology annotation, molecular function: protein binding. The transcript is spliced from 3 exons. Lineage: Eukaryota; Metazoa; Arthropoda; Insecta; Blattodea; Kalotermitidae.